Messenger RNA from Dryobates pubescens (Downy woodpecker), 795 nucleotides. Its product is annotated as ankyrin repeat domain-containing protein 54-like. The transcript is spliced from 3 exons. Gene Ontology annotation, molecular function: cyclin-dependent protein serine/threonine kinase inhibitor activity; protein kinase binding. Gene Ontology annotation, cellular component: nucleus. Gene Ontology annotation, biological process: negative regulation of cell population proliferation; regulation of cyclin-dependent protein serine/threonine kinase activity. NCBI's taxonomy places the organism in Eukaryota, Metazoa, Chordata, Aves, Piciformes, Picidae. The coding region runs from base 1 to 795 and encodes 264 amino acids. The record is from RefSeq and is a predicted model, not a curated record.
AUGGUGACGGUGACAGGCGUCGGGGCGAGGCCGAGCGCGGCGCGGCCGGAGAGGGGCGGGCCGGGGCGGAGAGGUGAAAGCGGCCCCGGCGGCGGGGAGCGUGCUGCCCGGGGUGCUGAGUGCUACCGGGAGGAGCAGAGCGGCGAGGCCGAGCGCUCCCAUGGGCAGGGACCACCCCGGGUGCUGGGAUCGCUGCCAGCCCCGGGCAGCUCGGGGUGUCCGAGCGGCUGCGAGAGCUGCAUCGCUCCGCGUCUCCCGGCCGCCUGCGGCAGUGAAGCCGGGGCGGUCCGGCGCAUGGCGGGGUGGGCAGGAGUCCCGGUAACCCCGGUGGCGGACGAGCUGGCCAACGCUGCUGCCCGCGGAGACCUGCAGCGCUUGAAGGAGCUGCUGGACGACGCGGCGGACCCCAACACCGUCAAUUCCUAUGGCAGGACCCCCAUCCAGGUGAUGAUGCUGGGCAGCCCACGGGUGGCUGAGCUGCUGCUGCAGUUCGGAGCCGAUCCCAACCGCCCUGACCCAAGCACCGGCUGCUUCCCUAUCCACGACGCGGCCCGCUCAGGCUUCCUGGAGACCGUGGCGGUCCUGCACCGCGCCGGGGCCCGCCUUGACCUGCCCGACGGCCGCGGCCGCCUUCCCCUGGACGUGGCAGUGGGGGGUCCACACGGACCGGUGGGCUGCUACUUGCGGCACCCGCCGUCCCUCCCUGUCCAUCCUCCUCCUCCUGGGCGCGGCCCUUCCCUAAUUUAUUGCCCCCCUGAGGGAGACAUGAAGCCGAAGAGCGCGCAGGCGCUGUGA